CGUCAUCAACGCGCGCCCGCUGUGUUACCCGCGCCGUUCCUACAAGCGUGUGUUUCCAUCUUCAAGUAUAUAAUCAUUGGUAAAGCUUCGGCAGCCACUGCCAGAAGCAUACGUUGUUUUUCCAUCGUAAUUGUUUUAGAUAUAUCGAGCGAUGGAUAUGGACAGUGCCAGCACAGUGGUGCUGCAGGCCUUAACCCAAGCUACCAGUCAGGAUACAGCUGUGCUCAAGCCAGCGGAAGAGCAGCUCCGACAGUGGGAGACCCAGCCCGGCUUCUACUCAGUUCUUCUGAACAUCUUCAAUAACCACAUGCUGGAUGUGAACGUCAGGUGGCUGGCUGUGCUCUAUUUCAAAAAUGGCAUCGAUAGAUACUGGAGGAGACUAGCGCCUCAUGCGUUAUCAGAAGAAGAGAAGAUGUCAUUGCGUGCUGGUCUCAUCACAAACUUCAAUGAGCCUGUCAAUCAGAUAGCGACCCAGAUUGCAGUACUGAUAGCCAAGGUGGCCCGCCUGGACUGCCCCAGGCAAUGGCCAGAGCUCAUCCCCAUUCUGCUGGAGUCUGUGAAGGGUCAGGAUGGCCUGCAGCAGCACCGAGCGUUGCUGACCUUCUAUCACGUCACCAAAACCCUCGCAUCCAAGCGUCUGCCGCAGGACAGGCCGCUUUUCCAGGAUCUGGCGUCAGGUAUCUACAGCUUUGCAUGCUCACUGUGGAGCCAUCACACUGACUGCUUCCUCCAGCAGAUCUAUGCCAGAAAUGAGGUUGCAGCUCUCAGCUCACUGGAGAGGACACUGCUCUCUCUCAAAGUGCUACGAAAGUUGACUGUCCAUGGAUUUCAAGAACCACAACAGAAUAUGGAAGUGAUGGGUUUCCUGAAUGCAGUGUUUGAAAGGCUAAAACAGUUCUUGGAGUGCUGUCGGCAGGUUGGUCCAGAUAGCACAUGCAGAGAAAAGCUAGAGAAGACGAUCAUACUGUACACUAAAGUUUUGUUAGACUUCCUGGAAUACCAUCCAUGUCCAUUUAUACCCCUAAUCCAGCGUUCCUUGGAAUUUGCGGUCAGCUAUGUGUUCACACCUGCAGGGGAGGGAGUGACCUUUGAACGCUUCAUUGUUCAGUGCAUGAACCUCAUCAAGAUGAUUGUAAAGAAUGAUGCCUACAAACCUGCCAAGAACAUUGAUGACAGUAAACCAGAGAGCCUGGAGGCUCACAAGAUCAAGACAGCAUUUUUCACACACCCCACACUGACAGAGAUUGGACGCCGGCUUGUCUCACACUACUUCCUUCUCACAGAAGAAGAGCUGGCAAUGUGGGAAGAGGACCCUGAGAGCUUUGCUGUUGAAGAAACAGGUGGUGACUCUUGGAAAUACAGUCUACGGCCUUGUACAGAAGUGUUGUUCUUGGAUAUCUUUCACAACUACAGCCAGACCCUGACGCCGGUGUUACUGGAUAUGGUUCAGAAUCUCCAGGGCCCAACCAAUGUGGAAGACCCUGUUCAGUUGCUAAUGAAGGAUGCCGUAUACAAUGCAGUUGGACUGGCAGCCUAUGAACUGUUUGACAACGUGGACUUUGAUCAGUGGUUCAAGAAUCAGCUUCUUGGAGAGCUGCAAGUCAGUCAUCACAGGUACAAGUUGAUUCGACGACGAGUCAUCUGGCUAAUAGGACAGUGGAUCUCUGUCAAGUUCAAAUCUGAUCUUCGACCUUUACUCUAUGAGGUCAUCCUGAGCCUAAUGCAGGACCCGGACUUGGUGGUGCGAAUUGAGACAGCUACAACCCUGAAGCUCACUGUUGAUGACUUCGAGUUUCGGACAGAACAGUUCCUCCCAUAUCUGGAGUCUAUCUUUGGGCUGCUCUUCCAGUUGUUACAGCAGGUGACGGAGUGUGACACUAAAAUGCAGGUGCUCCAUGUCAUCUCCUGUGUCAUUGAGAGAGUAAACAUCCAGAUCCGGCCAUAUGUAGCCUGUCUGGUUCAGUACCUGCCACUGCUCUGGAAACAAUCUGAGGAACACAACAUGCUUCGAUGUGCCAUACUUACUACACUCAUCCAUCUGGUACAGGGCCUGGGAGCAGAGAGUAAGAACCUGUACCCGUUCCUUCUUCCUAUCAUCCAGCUGAGCACCGAUGUCUCCCAGCCACCACAUGUGUAUUUGCUGGACGAUGGACUGGAACUUUGGUUGGUGACUUUGGAGAACAGCCCAGCUGUCACCCCAGAGCUACUCAGAAUUUUCCAGAACAUGUCAGCUUUGCUGGAGUUGAGUUCCGAGAACCUGCGUACCUGCUUUCAGAUCGUUAAUGCCUACAUGUACUUAUCUGCCCCAGAGUUCCUGCAGAAUUAUGCAGAAUCGUUGUGUCGAUCCUUCUGUGAUCUGCUGAGAGACAUCACGAAUGAGGGCCAGGUCCAAGUGCUCAAGGUGGUAGAGAUAGCUUUAAAGGUUAGCCCCAUACUAGGAGCGCAUAUGUUCCAGCCCCUGCUGCCAGCUGUCUUUAGAGGUAUUGUGGAUGGCGAGCGAUAUCCCGUGGUGAUGUCCACCUAUCUAGGAAUCAUUGGCCGAGUCCUGCUCCAGAACUCCAGUUUCUUCUCCUCUUUGCUCGCUCAAAUGGCCUCUGAGUGCGGCCAAGAGAUGGACCAUUUGUUGGGCAGUGUGAUAGAGAUGUGGGUUGACCGCAUGGACAACAUCACUCAGCCUGAGAGGAGAAAGCUGUCGUCACUGGCUCUCCUUUCCCUCUUACCAUCUGACAAUAGUGUGAUCCAGGACAAGUUCUGUGGCAUCAUUAACAUCUGUGUUGAGGCACUGCAUGAUGUAAUGACAGAAGAUCCGGAAACAGGCACCUUCAAAGACUGCAUGCUGAUGAGCCAUUUUGAGGAGCCCAAGUUGAGUGAUGAUGAGGAGCCACCAACUGAGCAGGACAAGAGGAAGAAACUGUUGGCCCUGGAGGACCCGGUGCACAGCGUUUCUCUCCAGCAGUUUGUCUAUGAGAAGCUGAAGGCGCAGCAGGCUCUGAUGGGGGACGAGGGCUUUGGGGUCCUGAUGGAGAGCGUGGACACAGAGCUUGUCAGGCAGCUCCAGGAGUUCCUCCAAGGCUUCUGAAUCACAUCUACAAUCUUCAUUACCUUACACAAACAUCUUUGCCUAAUGCUACCCUCUCCCCCAUUUUAAAAUGUGCUGGAAAGGCUAACAAUCUGCCCAACAUGUGGACACCCUCUACCCGUGCUAUGCCUUAUCUAUAUCCAGACCUAGCCUUGUCGACUGUCCUCAACUAAACCCCCUUUGCCCCUUUCUCUCGUAUCUAGAUUCCUUACAUACUUUUGUGGGUGUUUUAAAAUGUCAAAGUUCAGUCACAUUCUUUGAAACACCCAGGUAAAAACAUCACCACACUAGAGCUUCCAUUCAGUUAAUCUAGUUUCUUCUCUUUCUGUGGUUUUUACCUUGAAAUGGGUAGAAAAUAGGAUGGAUUGUAUAGAAGUCAGAGGUGUUAAGGGGUAUACUGCAAAAAUCAUCUGCAGGUGCCAGAGCAAGGGCCUAGGACUAUUUUCUAUGGCAAAACAUACAGAUUGUAGCUGAAAUGUGGACAAACCAAACCUGAAGGACCUAACGCAGUGUUUACAGAAUCUAUAAGAGGAAAAAAAAGAAAUGUAAUUUUGUAUGUAUGUAAAGUAUGGAUAUUCUGCAUGAUGAUAUUUUAAAUUUUAGUUUAUUUUUACAGUGCUGAUGUCUUUCAUUUAAAAAAAAAUAUUUUGUCAUAACCAGAGGUCAAGUCAAACUACUGAGAGAAGUGUUUUUUCUUUCUUUCUGAUUUGAUUUGUCAAGAAGUUUUGACUGUAAAAUGGGUGAUUUUUAUUUUAUUUUAUUUUUUAAGUGUUUAUUUGUAGGAGUGCUGAACCACAUUUCUAUGUAUAUACAUACUGCUGCUAAUUGGUGGUGUGUCGGAGCACUUUAACAACCAAAAACUUUCACAUUUUUUUUCAUCUUUUCCUUAAUGGUACAUCUUCACACAUCAGACCUUGGAGCAGUGUAAGCAGGAUUGUGCUGAAGUUGCGCUGAGAUCCUCAUGUUGAGUUGUUGCCAUUUAUAGCGUCUCAGUGCUAUCUUGUACAAUAUAAGGACUGACUGAAAAUGGUAACAUGCCAUUGAGCUGUCUUCACUGUUUCAUUUGAUGAAUUCUGGCCUAAGAGGCUGUUAAAAAGUCACAUUUUGAGUCGCUGUGACUUUUUCUAUAAGUAAAAAUACAUUACUGUUAGAAAAAGCUAUGUGUAGGUGCUCGGCUGCCCUGCCAUUUUUUCUGAUUUGAUUUAUCGUUGAAGACUUUAUAAUGGUGGAGAUGAAGAUUUGAUAUUUGAUUUGACAGAAGGACCUGUUUUUCUCAUAGGUUAUUAUUUUGAAAUUUAGCAAACUUAUAUUAUGAAGAAAAGUAAUAAAUUGCUGUGUAUUGGCACUUAAGCUCUAAUAAUUGAAAUACAUGUGGCAUAUGUGAAAUAUGCUAUAAAAAUGUAUUUGUUGUAAUUUGACAUUCGGAGGAAAAAGUGAGAUGUUAAACAAUGUGGGUCUACUCACUGCCGUUAUAAUCUAUUCGUCUGGAUUAACAUGGUUGUCUUUGCUCUCAUUGGUCAACCUUCCUGGGGAGGAGAUAAUCCUGAUAUUAGCUUCUUUCACACUGUGAUAGAAUUGAGUAGCAGUCAGAAUUAUGGCCUUAUGCUUUCAGCCUUACCUAUUCUUGAAACUCAGAAAAAAAAAAAACUUUCUUACUACUACACUCAUUUCCUAACUAGUUUAACAGUAGAAGAUUUCUGUAGUCAUAUUUUGUUAAGGGUGACGAGUUUUGAACACAACACACAGUAGAGUGAUGUUUUGGGGUUACGAAUUUGCUUAUGUUUCAGUAAGAAAUUAUCAUUUUUUGCUUUUUUUCAAAGCCUUCAAUAAAAUGCAGUGAU
This is a messenger RNA of Monopterus albus (swamp eel), 4920 nucleotides long. RefSeq names its product importin 11 (gene ipo11). The coding region runs from base 152 to 3079 and encodes 975 amino acids. Gene Ontology annotation, cellular component: nuclear envelope; cytosol. The transcript is spliced from 30 exons. The record is from RefSeq and is a predicted model, not a curated record. NCBI's taxonomy places the organism in Eukaryota, Metazoa, Chordata, Actinopteri, Synbranchiformes, Synbranchidae. Gene Ontology annotation, molecular function: small GTPase binding. Gene Ontology annotation, biological process: protein import into nucleus.